UGCUGUGUGGCUGCAGCAGAAGGAGAGAGAUACGCACACUGGAGGGCUGUUUGACCCUAUUCUCUGCGGGGAUAUUCUUUACACUUGCCCCGCAUUUUGUUGGUCACUGACUACCAAUGGUCUUUUUCUUUUUUUGCUCUUUCCCCCUCCAACACUGGAUCAAGGAAUAAUUAGGAAUAAUUAGCGGGUGAUGUUGAAGAGCCCUAAGAAGGAUGACAUCUGGGUGAAUUCUUCGUCUUUAGAGACAACUUGGGUCCGAUACGGAGGACGUGCGCCGCGCACUUGCUCUUUUGGAUUACCACAUUACCACCUUAUGUUGAAUUUGUUCAUCAUGAAUCGGGCCGGUAAAUAAAUUUUAAACCCUUCGCCCACUCGCUCCCCUGUCGUCGCCCCGCCUCGUACCCCGAUCCAGAUGAGAGAUCCCCCCGGUGGAGCUGAAACGCUUUUACGCAGCCAGUCCCCGGAGCGCAGCGCCACCGACGCCAGCGGCGAUCAACAGCGGACAGGAGCGGAGAAAUCCUGCGCCUUUAUCCCCUCGUCCUCUCCUUCUCCCUCGGAUCCCUCACGCCAAGCAAAGAGGAUUCCUAUCCGUGUAGUAAAGAUGUUGACGGCGCACAGCGGCCACUUGCUGCACCCGGAGUAUCUCCAACCCCUCACGUCUGCGCCAGUUAGCAUUGAACUGGAUGCCAAGAAGAGUCCUUUGGCUCUGCUGGCCCAGACCUGCUCUCAGAUUGGCAAGCCGGACCCUCCCUCUUCUUCCAAACUGGCCUCCCUCUCCUCAGGCAGCCUGGGAGACAAGGAGUCCUCCAGCCGAUCAUCCAAGCCCGGAGAGCAGCAUCAGGCCCUGGAGGACAAGUCCAGCUUCAAACCUUACUCAAAAUCAGCAGGCGACUGUCGUAAGGACGUUCUCGUGACAAAGGGGCCUUCAGAUAAAGCUGGUUUCAGGGUGCCAAAUGGAAGCACCAAUGCAAGCGGUGCUUCAUGUUCGUCCUUUCCUCCUCAUGCCCAGUCGCCCAGCUCCAGCUCCCCUCCCUUGCACACUCAGAGCCAGCCCCACAGACAAAGCCAUUCCCCCUCCACGCAGCCCCCGCCACACUCUCAGGCCCCACACACGGACAACAAGCCUGGGAGCUCGGAGCAGGCCAGCUCAGACAGUAACGGCAGCAAUGCAGGGAAGAAAGACUCAGAUGCCAGUAAGUCAGGGAUGGAUGGGGCACAGCUAGCCAACUCCAGCCACAUACGGGCCAGCGCCAACUCCAGCAAUGCCAGCUCUGCCAGCAGCCCGCGGCCAGAGAGCAAAGCUGACCCUCAGGCCUCCUCUCAGCCUGGUCUGGGCUCAGGACACAUCGCCCCUGUCUCCCCCUUCAAACCAGGACACUCUGUCUUCCCCCUGCCUCCUGCGACCAUGGGCUACCACGGCUCCAUUGUGGGAGCAUAUGCAGGUUACCCCUCUCAGUUUGUUCCUGGCCUCGAUCCUACCAAGUCAAGCCUGGGGUUGGGACUUCCAGGGAAGCACCCGAGCUCCAGCCCACUGACAGGGGCUUCUCCUCCAUCCCUCAUGCAAGGCUUAUGCCGGGACCCGUACUGUCUGACUUACCCCAGCGCCCCUCACCUAGGAGGUAGUAACUGCUCCACCUGUGUCCACGAUCCCUCCAGCCUCAAGUCCGGCUUCCCUCUGGUUUACCCUUCCCCGCACCUCCACUCCCUCCACUCCAGCUCCUUGUCCUCCAGCACCACCCCCUCCCUGUCCCACCCGCUCUACACCUAUGGCUUUAUGCUUCCCAAUGAACCGCUGCCCCACGCCUGUAACUGGGUGUCUGUCGGAGGUCCCUGUGACAAGCGUUUCGCCACGUCAGAGGAGCUGCUGGCUCAUUUGCGUACCCACACGGCCCUGCCUGGCAUGGUGGACAGUAAGCUGCUGUCUGCAUACCCCUCCUCGGUGUCCUCGGCAGCUUCCUGCCACCUCCACCUGCCCCCGCCCAGCAGCCCGGGUACGCUGCCCAGCUCCUUCUCACUCCGAGGUUCUCCUGGCUUGGGCCUGGCCCGCUACCACCCCUACAGCAAAACACACCUGCCUGGAGCACCAGGCCUUCCCAUGCCGUCCCUCCCCUCCUCCUCGGCCUACUACUCCCCUUAUGCCCUCUAUAGCCAGAGACUGGGCUCAGCUUCAGCCCUGGGAUACCAGUGAUGUCUGAAAUAGCGGUUGAUGCCCAGAGACAGCAGGGACCAGUAUGGACACUUCAGAGCAGCCCAGAAGAUGGAUCCUUCAUACUGGGGUCAUCCCCAGUACAGGGCAUGGUGCCUGCCGGCCUGCCAGCCAGGAAUACCACCUGUUAGUCUCAGGAUUGUGACUGGCGCUCCAAAGGCAAGGACCCAACAGUGAUGGAUUGUCUGCAGCACAGAACCAAGAGACUUAAGUGAUUAAAGACGCCGGGAAACAGAGCUUGAAAAUGAUGAGAUUGUGGGAUUAUAGCAACGGUCUUGAUUUUGGUUUUGGUUUUGUUUUUCUUUAUGUCUGUCUCCCAGGACUGAAAAUCUGUAUUUAUUUUUCACUCAAGCGCUUGGUAUUCAACUUUUGGGGGGAAAAUUUGCUGUCCAAAUGAAUUGUUAUUAUAAAUGAAAAAAAGAAUGAUUUAAGUAUAGUACCAUUAUGCCUAUCAUACACUCUAAAAAUAAAAAUCUUGCACCAUGAUGAAGAUGGACUGUGAGGCUUUAUUCUGGGGACAUCUUUUUUAUCUUAUCUUUUCCUCUCUGCUGUUUUUUUUUUUUUCUUCUUCUACUGCUUAUUCAGACUCUGGAGAAUCGCAUGUCCAUGAGAAUUAUCUUCAACAAUGCCAUUUAUUUUUUAUUUGUAAAUAUGCAAAGAUGUAAUAUUUUUUCAAGCCUUACGUGGGCUAGCAAGCUGGGGUCACUGACACAAAUGGUACAAAGAAAAGAAAAGCUGACAUAGAUAAUAAUAAUAAUAAUGAUGAUGAUUAAAAAAAAAAAAAAAAACACUUAACGAUGGCUGUGCUAUCCAACCAACAGGGAAAGGUCUUAUUUUGUUAAAUAAAUGAUACCUGAUUGCA
This is a messenger RNA of Myripristis murdjan (pinecone soldierfish), 3068 nucleotides long. RefSeq names its product zinc finger protein 703 (gene znf703). Gene Ontology annotation, cellular component: nucleus. NCBI's taxonomy places the organism in Eukaryota, Metazoa, Chordata, Actinopteri, Holocentriformes, Holocentridae. The transcript is spliced from 2 exons. The coding region runs from base 413 to 2188 and encodes 591 amino acids. Gene Ontology annotation, biological process: negative regulation of DNA-templated transcription. The record is from RefSeq and is a predicted model, not a curated record.